Molecule: messenger RNA, 4274 nt
Organism: Equus caballus (horse)
Lineage: Eukaryota; Metazoa; Chordata; Mammalia; Perissodactyla; Equidae
Gene: CACFD1
Product: calcium channel flower domain containing 1
Biological process (GO): vesicle-mediated transport
Cellular component (GO): membrane
Source: RefSeq, a predicted model, not a curated record
AAAGGAAAGGUCCUGAUUGUGGCCUGUGGGCCCUCCCCUUCCCUCCAUCUUAUAGUCAGCAGCCCUGCCGACCCCAUGGUUACCUCUGGCAUCCCAACCAGUUCUAUACCUCUCAAAGUGGGGUGCCUGGGCUGCCCAGGAGUUCAUGGGGUUGGGGCUACAGAUGGAGCUUCAGGAGAAACUCAUGGCAUCACCCUGAAAUGUCAGUUUCACCUGCAGAUUUGGGAGGAGGUGAUCAUUAUGUGAAUACCAAAUAGCAUAUUACAGAGUGAAUGCAAAGCAGGCAGGAGUUGUAGGGAUGAACUGGGAGUUCAGAUAAGGGUGGUGCUUCUGGCUGGUCACUUUGGGGUAGUGUCACCCUGCUCUGCUGUGGAGGUCCUCGAAGAGGCAUUUACUCUGGGUCCUAACAAUCAUCUGGAGGCAAUAGCUUGGGAGGAGAGAGGAUUGCACAAGACACCUCCCUCACUUAGCGCAAGCACUGGGGACCCUGAGGGGACAUCCUCCAGCCCUUGAUUAAGGGACUCCUGGCUGGAGCCUGUUUGUCUGGGUUGAAACCUGGUCCUGCCCCAAGGUUGGCUGUUGGUAGGCCGGUUGGGGUAAGGUGGGAGUUGGAGGGGAAAUGCUGGCUGCAGCAGGAGGUGUAGGCCGCUGUCGGGUGAGACAGGGCACAGCUCACAGGCAGAAGCAGGAUCGUCUCGUGGGCACUCACAUCUGUGGCCCUGGGGGACCUUGCUGCCUGAGUGCGUAUGUGGCAUGUCCAGGACAAGUGCUGCCUUUUUAGUAGGCAGAGACUACGUCUGUGGUUUUAGGGGACCUUGGGGGGCACACGAGGGCAGGCCCAUUGCAGUGGGCUCACUUCCUCUGGUUUCCUCCUCCAUCGCUGCUGUCUGCGUAGGGUUGCACGGGAAAACAGCAGAAGAGUCCAGGCCUGUGUCAGGGAUCAGGUGCAGAGGAGCUGCUGCAAGUUUAAUGAACUGGUUGCUGAUUGCUGCCUCCGAGGGCACAGCUUCCUGCCCUGCCCCAGCUGUGGCCUGGGCUUGCUUCCUGCCAGCAGCCAGCUCCCUGGACCUGCCUGGCAGGCUUCCGGAGUUCCUGGUGCAGCCGGGCUGUGGGCUGUGGGUCGAGGAGGGAGGUGAGCAUGGCAGACCGUGCCCGUGGGGAGCAGCGGGGGCGAUGGGCAAGGCUCCAUAUUUGGGGUGUUUGAGAAGCCACUUUGAGGGGUGGCAGAGGAUGCAUCUCUCCUCGUUGCCUCUUGGCAUUUCACGGGUGGCUGGACUGGACUGUGGGACUUGCCUGUGUGCAGGAGAGAAAACAGGCCUAGAAAGGUGACUAGCACAUACCCCAGGUCACUCGGCAGGUGUGGGAGUCAGAGCUGGAAUUGUGACCCAGGUCUGCCUGGUCCUGAUUUCUGUUCUAAGAGAGGCAGCCCCUUCCCAACGCAAGUUCAAGCCACGGUUGCAGGGCUAGAGGACUCCUAUGAAUGGUGACGCCUGUCCUGGCCUGAGCCCCUCGGAGAUGGUCUCUCUCAUCCUAACCACCUUGCGAGCUUGUGCCAUCUCCGGCCUCUUCAACUGCAUCACCAUCCACCCUCUGAACAUCGCGGCCGGCGUGUGGAUGAUUCUGAACGCCUUCAUCCUGCUGCUCUGUGAGGCGCCCUUCUGCUGCCAGUUCGUCGAGUUCGCGAACACGGUGUCGGAGAAGGUGGACCGGCUGCGCUCCUGGCAGAAGGCUGUCUUCUAUUGCGGGAUGGCCGUCGUUCCCAUCGUCAUCAGCCUGACCCUGACCACGCUGCUGGGCAACGCCAUCGCCUUUGCCACGGGAGUGCUGUACGGACUCUCUGCUCUGGGCAAAAAGGGCGAUGCAAUCUCCUAUGCCAGGAUCCAGCAGCAGAAGCAGCAGGCGGAUGAAGAGAAGCUCACGGACACCCUGGAGGGGGAGCUGUGAUGUGGCCCAGGGUGACCCUCCCCUCCCUGCUCGCCCCUCUGGUUCUGUGUGAGCGUGUGCCAGAGGGAUGAGGCCUGGAACGUUGACCCUGAAGGACAGCCUGGAAGAGGAGCCUUUGCCUGGCUCCCAUCAGCCCCUCUGCCCCUGUCCUUGUCCCUGGAGUCCUCCUGUCUGCCCCUCUCCAGAUGGGUGUCUCCUAGGUCUGAGCCAGGUGCUCAGGGGCUGGGGUGAGGGGCUGAGGGCCUUGGCCUUGGCCAGCAGCAAGGAGGUCGGCAUGGUGGCAUGGUGGCAGGCAGUGUGAGCCUUGCAGGUGACCCAGGCCACAGGACUCGAGGCAGAGCAGAGCCUGCAGUAGCUCUGCCCAGGCUGCCCACCUGGCCCCGUCCCUCCCAGCCGGCCUGGCUCGGUGGGAAAUGGGCUGCUGGGAGGAUUUCCAGACCUGUACAGCUGGCAGAUGCACUGGGGACCAGCUGAAGGCCUGGGAGGAGCUUCCCCUGGAGAUGUUGGUCCUGUCUGCAAGAGGGAGGCACGUCACCUGGGCUGGGCAUCAGCCCGACUGAGCCUCCUCUUUGCUCUCCAGGCAGGAGAGUGUCCUGUAGGCUGAGCCACCAGGGCCUGCCUUUGUCCACCUGUCAUCAGGGCAGAGCAGUGUCAUGCUGCCCGUGGCUUCCCACCACUGCCCAGGGCCCUCCCUGUCACUCUCUUCUCUGUGAGAGCCCACAGCUCUCCUAAGACGUUCCUCGAGUAUCCAGAACAGCAGCCUUGACAGCAACCGGACAGCGGGUGGGUACUCCCCCCUCCCCCAGUUCCCUGGAACCUUGGACAAGCCAUUCCAGGACAUUUCCCAUGGGCCUGGCCUCCACCUCCCCAGGCCCUGGUGCUAAGGAAGUGGGGAGGGCAGGCUUCCCCCUGCCCUGUGGGGUUGCCCAUCCACUUCUCUGGUGUGGUCCUGCUGUGUCAGUGGCAGUCCAAGCCCGGUUAGUAAAGAAUGAGCUUGACCCACCUCCGGUAUUCUUGCCGGCCUCUGCCCUGCCCUGCCCUGCCCUGCCCUGCCCUUGGGGAGUUUCCUGCCUUUUGAGAGCUGGGUAGAGGCUAGAGCCACCUUCCUUACCAUGAGCUGUCCCCACUGCCCUGGGUGCCAGGCCACCAGGGAGCCAGGCCUGUGUGGAAGCAGCCCUGCCUGGGACGUGCACCAUCGCCUCCCCCAGCCUCCCUCCAUGCCACCAUCCCUUCCUUCCACCCUGUCCACCUCCUUCCUCCUCAGCGCACUGGCCGCUGCCGGCUGGCACUCAGCAGUUUAGGCCUGUCCCAUGGGACCUGGUGGAGCCUGGGCGGCACUGGGCAGAAGUGGGCUGGUGUGGAAAAUGCUCCGUCUGGGACCCAACCCCCACUCCUCCUCCUCCCAGGACCCCAGGCUGGGCCUGCUCCAAGCUCCCAGAGUGCAGGGGCCAGUCUUGCUGCGUGGAACCUGCCCCAGGGCUGUGCCCAGGUCUUUGCCUCCCAGAGGGACCUUUUGUCUCUGGGGUUUGUGAGCGUUUGGGGCUGGGAGCGGCAGGUACUGUCCUCGGGACACAUUGGUGGGCUCCUGGGCAGCAGCAGCCCUCCAGGGAGCCUAACCAGGCCGAGCCCCAGGUGGCAGGUUGCUGCACUGCAGCCAGCAUAUGGGACACGUGCCUUCAGGGGUCCUCUGGGGCCAUCUUCCUCAGGCCAGUGCUUGGUUCAAAGGGCUGUGGGCUCUGUGCCACUCCAGGCCGGCGGGGUAUGUGCAUGUGUUUGCGUGCGUGUGCGUGUGCGUGUAUCUUCUCUUGCGUGUGCUGUGAAUAAGACCUGUCUACCUCCCAGGAGGAGCAAGGGCCUGCCCUCCCCUCUUGGCUCAUUCUUAUCUAGGAAGUUGGACUUGGGGUCGCUUCUGCGCAGCCCUCCGGCCCCUGCCUCGGGCCUCGCUGACGGGCUUUGCUCACUGCAGAAGGAGGGCUGGCUGUGUGUCGAGGAAGGUUGCACCUCCACACUGAGGAAAUGGGCUGGGUGUUGGGCGGGCUGUAGAGUUGGACACAGAUGGAAGGGCCCUCCACCCCCUCCAUCACAGGCCAGAGUGGGCAGGUCACUCGCCCAGCUUCCCAGUGAGUAUAGUCAAGCAGUCCUGAGCUGGGACCCAGUCUCCCACUGGGGGGUCCCGGCUUGCAAGGAACAUCUGUCCAGGUGGCGGAAGGGGCUGAACCAGCCGGGCUGCCAGGGCCCACUCCUACCUCCGUGGGUCUGGACUCGGUCCUCUGGUCCCCAUUCUCGGGAUUGAGCGUGUGCUUUGAGCAAUAAAGGCUGGCGGUAGUCUG